CUGCGACAAGUCUGCGAUUUGCUAGAGAUUUCGACGCGUUUUUCUACUUCGAUUUGUAGCCAGUGAAUUAAUAACUGUUGUAGUAUUCGUGAUUUAAUUCGGGUGUUUGUUUCGCUAGUACUUUGUUAAUUCAUUCGGAUCUUUCGGAGUAAAGCAGAUUGAAGAACGAUGUCUCUGUUCGGAUCGCUGAUGGCCGACGUGGAGGACGAUCCGUUUUUCGGGUCCCACAUGAGGCAAAUGCGCCAUAUGAACAACAUGAUGAACUCGUUGUUCUCGGACCCGUUCGGCAUGCUAGGGGGCGACGGGCCGCUGUCGAUCAUGGGCCCGCGGCAGGGCAAUGCCAUGAUGCCUUUCAUGCCUCAGAUGCCAACACUCAACAGACUCUUUACUGAUAUGGCCGGCACCAACAUGCAUCAUCCUGGAAGCUCAUUCAGCAGCAGCACUGUGGUUAUGUCCAGUGGACCGGGCGGAAAGCCUCAGGUAUACAGCUCCACAAGCAGCACAAAGAUUGGUCCUCAUGGUAUCAAGGAGACAUGCAAGACAGUACAGGAUUCACGAACUGGCACCAAGAAAAUGGCUAUUGGUCACCACAUCGGCGAGCGUGCUCACGUGAUCGAGCGCGAACAGAACUACUACACAGGCGACGCCGAAGAACGACAGGAGUUCAUCAACUUGGAGGAGGAUGAGGCUGAAGACUUCGACAGAGAGUUCCAAUACAAAGCUUCUACCGGUACAAACCGCGGUCGCGCCGCCAUUGCGGCCGCUCCACGUGAAUCUCCGCGCCUCGCCCUGCCCGCGCCGCCGCCCAGCUUCACAGUGCCCAAUACAAGUAGCGAGGGCCGACGCACUCCGCGGCCCGCACCGCGGCGUGCCCUGCGCCCCAGCGCCAGCCCGCUCACACUGCCGUCCAGCCCCAGUGUUCGCGAGGUGUACGGCAGUUCCCACCCGCAGCGACACCGACACAAACAGCACAAGCACCGCCACACGCCCGCCGACAACUAGGCCGACACGCCGACGCUCGCCGACAACUAGGCCGACACUACGCCGACACGAGGGUACGUACUACGAAGCGGUUGGUUACACAUCAAUGACAAUGUAUUGUUGACCUUGGUUCACUUUAACACUGAAGAAGGUUUUAAACAGUUCGUUUAUUUUUUAUUACAACUGUUAAAAAAAACCCGCCGACCCUUUGACACACUGUUCUUGUCAAACUCUAGAACUGUAUUGUAUCAUUAACAUAUCCAUAACUAAAUUAGUCAGUGGGAAACUUUUCGGCGAGGAUUUUUUUUUAUUUUGGUGUUCAAGAGAACCAUAGUGUAUUUACUCAUAUUUCUCAUUGUGUAAUAUUUGUCUUUAAUUUACAUGUUUCAAACGACAAUUCCAAACUAUUCUUGUCUUAUAGAUGAAUUGUUGUUAAAUAAUUUUUCAUUGUAGUUAAGUAUGUACGUUCAAGUGAUGUUUUAGUUAUCUCUGAUUAUGAAUAGUUCAGUUCUGUGAAUAAUUUAAGACUUGCACUAAAAUCUGUGCGUGGAAUAAAAAAUUGUUUCUCUUGUCAUGUGUAACCGUGCGAACAAUUAAAGCUGAAACGGAAUGCCUUCGUAUUUAUUGAUAAAAUCUCGUAGAAAUGAAAUGAGAGCAAUCCUUUUGAGAUAUCUUGCUGAUUAUGUGAUUGUCUUACUAUGAAUUGAAAAGGACGCGUAACUAAAUGUUGAAUUUAAUGAUGUCAGUUUAUUUUAUUUGUUGGCAAGCCGCUUCGUAACGCUCUGUGUCGGCAUGUGUUACAAACUUUGUCGUCUAAUGUUUUCCGACAUAGAUAUUAGUGAAAUGUAUUAAAAUUAGGACAUAAUGUUUCUUUUCGACGAUGCCCCCCGCCACUCGGUGUAAAACUCUUUGAUUGGACCUUGCACAUGCAAGCCACGACGAAAUGGCGGGAAGCUCCUAAAAUGACGCCAUAUUUAAAGAUGGCGUCUAGGAACUUGUUUUUUUUUUAUGUAGCAUUAUUUUUGGCUACGAGGCAUGACAUUUAGAUUUAGAUUUUGUUUCCAUUUCGAUUCCUUUUUAGUAAUAGUUUAGUUUAAUUACAAUACUUUAGUGUCGUGGCUGUGAGUGCGUUGUCCAAUAUUCCAUAUGCUGUUCCCGCCCACCUGACAAUCAUACUACAAAUGUAUUAGAAAUAGAUUUAUGAAAUAAAAUUGUUCUGUACUCCACACGGUGGCGUUUCUAGGUAUCUGAUUUUAUUGCCCCAAAAGAGAACACCAAUCUUCGUAAUUAAUUAUAAAAAUCUCAUCUCUAGUUGCCACAGUUGAUCUGUGAUGAUAGUACUGGAUCUUCUAGCGACGCCGCUGCUCAUACAAAUUCUAGGGUAAUGUAAUAAAGUAGAAUAAUCUUCGUAUAUCAAUUUUCUUCCGUAAAACACCAAUUUAUAGUAAAUUAAACUGUAAUAAAAACUAACGUUUCGGUCAAGUUCGCUAGCUAUCUUUUAAAUCACUCGUUGAGUUUAGAUUAGCUCAUUCAAAAUUAUCAUUAUUGUACGUUCAGAUAUCGAUAAUAAGAUAUGUUUAAUUAUAAACUCAUUAGUAGUCGUAAGUAUCGUACUUCUAAGUUUUUUGGCAAAUUGUUCAAGUAAAAAUUGUUAUAGAGGUCGACUGAUAAAUUUUUGCCAAUGAAGUAUUUAUUUAUUUGUCGAUUUCAAUAAGAAAAAUAUAGAAUUAAUUAUUUAACUAAAUAAAUUUCAUCGUUUUCUAAAGAUGUUAGAAGUCUGCUGAAAGGAGUUUCAAUUGAUUUCUGUAAGCAGGCAUUAGUUCACAAAUAUUAGGUAGGGUUUGUAGCAUAAGGUCCAUCUUCCAUUAUGAUGUUAUGAUUCCUUUGUUUGCAGCUAUAAAAAAAAUGGCUUGACAUGUGUCAAAUUUCACAGAUUUUGGUUAUAAUUACAAUUCUUUUUACCCAUUUUUUCUUUGUUUGGCCCUAAUAAUAUAAAUGUUCUGCACAAAAUUACUACGGUGCUGGACGCUUUGAAUCGCUCAUUCCUUAAAAUAAAGUGAUUAUUUUUUUUCA
Molecule: messenger RNA, 3054 nt
Organism: Helicoverpa zea (corn earworm)
Lineage: Eukaryota; Metazoa; Arthropoda; Insecta; Lepidoptera; Noctuidae
Gene: Mlf
Product: myeloid leukemia factor
Exons: 8
Coding region: 169-1002 (277 amino acids)
Biological process (GO): regulation of DNA-templated transcription
Cellular component (GO): cytoplasm; nucleus
Source: RefSeq, a predicted model, not a curated record